This is a messenger RNA of Thalassophryne amazonica, 4891 nucleotides long. RefSeq names its product mitogen-activated protein kinase kinase kinase kinase 3-like. Lineage: Eukaryota; Metazoa; Chordata; Actinopteri; Batrachoidiformes; Batrachoididae. Gene Ontology annotation, molecular function: ATP binding; MAP kinase kinase kinase kinase activity. Gene Ontology annotation, biological process: protein phosphorylation. The record is from RefSeq and is a predicted model, not a curated record.
UGGAUCUACGGUGGAUUCGGGGUGGGAUUUUCUGACGCUCUGUGUUGUUGUUUUGUUUUUGUUUUGUUUGUUUGUUUUUUCUUAAAUCUUAGAAACAUUCAUUUUCGCACAUCAUUGGGGGUCGGUCAAUCGUGUGCGCUGAGCGCCGUAGACGGCGGUGGAAAUAAUGAACUCCAGUGUCGACCUGUCCCGGCGGAAUCCGCAGGAGGACUUCGAGCUUAUCCAGCGGAUAGGAAGCGGCACGUACGGAGAUGUGUACAAGGCUCGUAAUGUUAACACAGGAGAGCUGGCUGCUAUCAAAGUCAUCAAACUGGAACCCGGGGAAGACUUUGCUGUUGUCCAGCAGGAGAUCAUUAUGAUGAAGGACUGCAAACACUCAAACAUCGUAGCUUAUUUCGGCAGUUACCUUCGGAGAGAUAAGUUAUGGAUCAGUAUGGAGUACUGUGGAGGAGGCUCUCUGCAGGACAUCUAUCACGUAACUGGGCCUUUGUCAGAGUCACAGAUAGCCUACAUGUCGCGAGAGACCCUACAGGGUUUAUACUACCUGCACAACAAAGGCAAAAUGCACAGAGACAUCAAGGGAGCCAACAUCCUCCUGACAGACAACGGCUAUGUUAAACUGGCUGAUUUUGGUGUAUCGGCUCAGAUCACAGCAACUCUAGCCAAAAGGAAAUCGUUCAUCGGAACUCCUUACUGGAUGGCUCCAGAGGUGGCAGCAGUGGAGAGGAAAGGAGGAUACAAUCAGCUUUGUGAUAUCUGGGCUGUGGGCAUCACUGCAAUAGAGCUGGCUGAGCUGCAGCCCCCCAUGUUUGACCUGCACCCCAUGAGGGCUCUGUUCUUGAUGACUAAGAGUAAUUUCCAGCCUCCCAAAUUGAAAGAUAAACUCAAAUGGACAAAUAACUUUCAUCAUUUUGUCAAACUGUCCCUGACAAAGAACCCAAAGAAGAGGCCCACAGCAGAGAAGCUACUGCAGCACCCUUUUGUGUCUCAGCCCCUCAGCAGGACGCUGGCGAUAGAGCUGCUAGACAAAGCCAGCAACCCCGACCACAGUACAUACAAUGACAUUGACGACGACGACCCUGAACCAGAGUCUCCGGUUUCUGUACCUCACCGUAUCCGUUCUACCAGCAGGAGCGCCAGGGAAGGAAAGACAUUGUCAGAGAUUACCUUUGGUCAAGUGAAGUUUGAUCCUCCAUUGAGAAAGGAGACUGAACCCCAUCAUGAACCGGACUUGCAGUUGGGGUACGGGCGUAGUUCACCGAGUCUUCUGGGAGGAAACAAGAGUCUUCUUAAAUCUGUGGAGGAGGAGCUGCAGCAGAGGGGCCAUGUGGCACACUUAGGGGAUGAUGAGGAUGAUGAUGGUGCUGAUGAUGAUGAAACUCACACUCAUAAAUCGAGCACUGUCAUGAGGCCAAAAGUACCGCCACCGCUUCCUCCCAAGCCUAAGUCCAUCUGCUCUCCCCAUCAGCAACAGCACAAACAAGACGAAAGUCAAUCACACAGCGAGGAUGACUGUGGAGGGGGAGGGACCAUCAAACGCUGCCCGGUCCCAGAGACGCCGAGUCCUGCCAAGACCUCCAAUGUCCCCCCUCGGCCACCGCCUCCAAAGCUGCCACCCCACCGCCGCAGUAGCCUAGGUAACGGACUGAGCGCGCACAAUGGAGAGAGGAGCAGCCAUCCAGACAGGCAGUUCACCAUGCCCCCUAGUGUUCCUGCACGCAAAGACAGGAAAGACAUGCCAAAACCAAUCAGCAACGGACUCCCUCCGACACCAAAAGUACAUAUGGGUGCGUGUUUCUCUAAAGUGUUCAACGGCUGUCCUCUGAAGAUCCAUUGUGCCACUUCGUGGAUCAACCCGGAUACCAGAGAUCAGUAUUUGAUAUUUGGAGCUGAAGAGGGGAUCUACACAUUAAACCUCAAUGAACUGCACGAGACGACAAUGGAACAGCUCUUCCCUCGGCGGUGCACCUGGCUGUACGUCAUGAACAACUGUCUGCUCUCCAUAUCUGGUAAAGCGUCCCAGCUGUACUCUCAUAGUCUGAGUGGACUCUUUGAACAGGCCAGACAUUUGCAGAAGUUACCGGUCUCCAUACCUACACAUAAACUGCCUGAUAAAAUGAUCCCAAGGAAGUUUGCUGUGUCCAAUAAAAUCCCAGACACUAAAGGUUGCCAAAAGUGCUGCGUAGUGCGUAACCCAUACACAGGUCAUAAGUACCUGUGUGGAGCGUUCCAGUCCAGCGUCAUGCUGUUGGAGUGGGUGGAACCCAUGCAGAAGUUCAUGCUCAUCAAAAACAUCGACUUCCCUUUGCCGUGUCCGUUGGAGGUCUUUGAGAUGCUGGUGGUCCCAGAGCAGACCUACCCUCUGAUCUGUGUGGCCGUCAGUAAAGGCACCGAACUCAACCAGGUUGUCAGGUUUGGCACCGUCAACCCCAAUGCCACCUCUUCCUGGUUCACAGAAGCGGACACUCCACAGACAUGUGUCAUCCACGUUACUCAGCUCGAGAGAGAUACGAUCCUUGUCUGCCUCGACAGAUGUAUAAAGAUAGUGAAUCUCCAAGGGAGAUUAAAGUCCAGCAAGUUGUCAGCUGAGCUCACGUUCAACUUCCAGAUUGAAGCUAUAGUUUGUCUCCAAGACAGUGUGUUGGCCUUCUGGCGGCAUGGCAUGCAGGGUCGGAGUUUCAAGACAAACGAGAUCACACAGGAGAUCUCUGACAGCACACGUAUCUUCAGACUACUCGGGUCAGACAGAGUGGUGGUUCUGGAGAGCAGACCUACCGAAAACCCUACAGCCCACAGCAACCUGUACAUCCUGGCUGGCCAUGAAAACAGCUACUGAUACACACGCUCUAGAAACGGACAGCCAGCCGCCGGGAGAAUCACCGCCACCCACGCCAACCCUACCGCUAAGUACCCAUGCAACCAACCUUAAUCUUCACAACCAGCCUGCUGGAAGUCCGCCCGAGGAGGCGGGUGGCAUCCAAGUCCAGGACACUGUUUUCAGGUUGCCGCCAAUUAUAAAUAGAGCUUGCAUAUCAGCACGCCGUAAUGUAGUGAAGCCAGGGACCACUUCAGGCUCUCUUUGAGGUGGAGGUCUCUAUGGGUCCACAUCUUACAACUUACACAUUUUCUAGAAAAGCUGGAUGUCAGCACACAUGCUGAUGUUACCAAGUGGAUCAAAUAUUGGCCAGAUGUUCUGCUGCUUGUUUAGUUUUCACUAACACCAAAUAAAUCAGAAGAUAUCCACAAUAUGAUCGGUUCCAUCCACCUAGAGAGAGAGAGUGAGAGAACACCAAACGUGAAAAGAACCACAAAAUCACUACAACAAACAAGCGUUAUGAGCAGAAUUAAAUCUUUGCACGUUCCACUUGAAUCGGUUCAUGGAUGAGAAACAAGCAGGAGACGUGCAGAACAGAUUCAGGUCAGUUCCUUCAAACUGAAUGGACCCCUGAAGACCACUACAGAACAUAGGACCCUGCACCACACCGGGGACAUUUUGAAAGGUGGCAUAGUGACAUGAGAUGAUGGGUCAUCCAGCUCCUUUGGUGUCUUCAGCUGAAGAAUCGAGACUCGUUCACAAAACCGCCUGCCCCCCAUCCCCCAUACGCCUCACUGGAAAAACCGCACCGAGCACCGUCUAACUUUAGCACUGCUGCUACUCAUCCUACAUGUACUGCUAGCGCUACUAGUUCUGAACCUGCACAGAAACGCCAUGUUGCACAGAAAAUAUCACCUGUUCCUCGCUCUGGCUCUCCUUUUUUCUUUUUCUUUUUUUUUUUUACUGCAAUUUUAUUUAUUGUGGCAUGUUAAAACUUUACCGAUUGGGAUUGUCUUCCUGUUUCGGUUUAAAAAACAAAAGAGGAUAAAACAGACUUAAGAGCUUUCUCAUUAAUAGCCGUCACCACACUACACAAGUGCUUAAUGGACCUCUAUUUAAUUGUUGUAAAUAUAAUAUAAUAUUUUUGUUUGGAUGGAGACGAACACUAGAAGAGUGUGUGUGUGUGUGUGUGUGUGUGUGUGUGUGUGUGUGUGUGUGUGUGUGUGUGUGUGUGUGUGUGUGUGUGUGUGUGUGUGUGUGUGUGUGUGUACAGUACGAGUGUGGAGACAAACGGGCGUGCUGUCGUGACGACAAGCUGGAGCAGCGGCAGGUUGGCGAAUUCAGGCCGAAGCCCGCCACAGGUGGGCAGCGUUUGUAAACUUAUAAUGAACUAUAGCUCAGGAUUGGACAGCGAAAACACAGGAAGCAGCACUGAUUGGUCGUUUUUAUUUAGCAUGCGCCAUCAUCGCAACCUCCUGGUUGUUAGCGCCAUAGCGACUGUCACCGACAGAGUGACUAUUAUGAGUUCUGCUCAUUAGUUUUUACUCAGUUUGUUCCUCCUGGUUUCAGCCUGAUCCGUUUAAUUUUAUGACAUUUUAAUCGCAAAGCUUAAUUUUCUCGUUUUGUUUAUGCAAAUUAUGAUUUUUUUUUUUUUUAUGAACCACUGGUGUUAACAAUUUGCACAGAGAAAAAGGUAUUUGCUAAACAAAUGUGAUGUCAUUAUAUAAUAUAUGACUGUGUGUGUGUGUGUGUGUGUGUGUGUGUGUGUGUGUGUGUGUGUGUGUGUGUGUGUGUGUGUGUGUGUGUGUGUGUGUGUGUGUGUGUGUGUGUGUGUGUGUGUGUGUGUGUGCAUAAAGUGCAUCUUGUACAGAUCUCUCACAAGUCACAGUUUGUGCUUCUGAGGAGCAACAACAGGUUUUGUUUUGUGUUGUUUUGUUUGCUGGCGUAAAAAAAGGAAAAAAACGUGUGCAUGUUCCUCCAGCGUGUUCGCUUUGAGCCGCUGUUGUUAGCAGUAAGGAGCUGGAGGAUGGCUGGAGUUUGCACCACAUGAAACAAGGACCAUUUUAAUGAUCACAA